GCGGGGGCCAGAUGGCGGCGGCGGCGGCGGCGGGGCACGAGCGGCACGAGCGACAGGAGACGGCAGCGGCCGAGCACGAGCACGAGCGCAUCCUGCGGGAGAUCGAGAGCACAGAGUCGGCGUGCAUCGGGCCCACGCUCCGGUCGGUGUACGAUGGAGUGGAACACUGGAGGUUCAUGGAGAAACUGGAUGCCCGGAUCAGGAACCACGACCGGGAGAUUGAGAAAAUGUGCAACUUCCACUUCCAGGGAUUUGUGGAUUCCAUCACGGAGCUGCUGAAGGUGCGGGGAGAGGCGCAGAAACUGAAGAUCCAGGUGACUGAUACAAAUGACAAGCUGCAAGAGACGGGGAGGGAGCUAAUUGUGGAGAUGGAGGAACUGAAGAAGUGUCGUUCUCAACAGAGGAACAUCGCUGCCACCAUGGACCAGCUGACCCUGUGUCUACCAGUUCUGGAGAUGUACAGCAAGUUACGAGAACAGAUGAAGACUAAAAGGCACUACCCCGCCCUGAAGACGAUGGAGUACAUGGAGCACACCUUCCUGCCCCGGGUCAACCCCUACCGCUUCUGCAGCAUCAUGCUGGAGAACAUCCCCAGGCUGCGGCAGGAGAUCAAGGAGGUGUCCAUGUCCGACCUGAAGGACUUCCUGGAGAGCAUCCGCAAGCACUCGGACAAGAUCGGGGAGACGGCCAUGAAGCAGGCUCAUCAGCAGAGGAACAUCGACAACGUGGUCUCCCAGCAACACAAGAUGGGGAGCGGGAAGAAGCUGAAGAAAGAUGGCGGCUCUGUGUUUGACGCGGAGGUGGGCAGCACCAGCCCCAUGUCCGAGCAGGAUUCUGGGAUCCUGGACGUGGAGGACGAGGAAGACGAAGAAGAGGUAAUUCAUCGUUUUCCGCAAAUAUCCGGCGGCACGGUGGCGCCGCGGGUAGAUUCGCCGCUCUGCAGCGUCGGAGACCCGGGUUCGAUCCUGGCUACGGGCGCUGUCCGUACGGGGUUUGUGCGCUCUCCCCAAAGCAGAUCAACGAUCACAUAUUACAAUCGCUCCACACUCUGA
Molecule: messenger RNA, 1052 nt
Organism: Leucoraja erinaceus (little skate)
Lineage: Eukaryota; Metazoa; Chordata; Chondrichthyes; Rajiformes; Rajidae
Product: exocyst complex component 6B-like
Exons: 8
Coding region: 12-1052 (346 amino acids)
Biological process (GO): Golgi to plasma membrane transport; intracellular protein transport; exocytosis
Cellular component (GO): exocyst; membrane
Source: RefSeq, a predicted model, not a curated record